UUGUUGUUUUUGUCACAGGUUUUCGCUUAGUUCAUUCGUCUAAGAACACUAUUUACAAUGCUAAAGUAAUAAAACUUGAAUAAAACCAGGAAAUUGAAAGCUCACGGGAGUCGAGACAAUAAUUAAUCAUUAUUUAAAAUCCCAUCCAAUCCGACUUUUCCUUGUCUACAAUGCUAUACUUUAGUGGUGUACUAAAGGUGUACUCAAAAGACCUAAUUAUAAAAUAAUUUAAAACUUUUAAAAAUCGACAAAAUGGAUCAACAUAUAUGCCGUUUAUGUAACGAAAACAUUGGUGUUAUUUCGCUAUUCGACGUUUUGGACGGUGAAACGCAAUUGAGCGCGAAAGUAAAUUACUGUGCUAAGGUGGAAGUAGUUGAGGGCGACGGCCUACCUGCCAACAUUUGUGUGUGUUGUGAGGAGAAUCUCGCGUCUACGUACCUCUUCGUUCGAAAAUGUCAAGAAACGGACCUAAAGCUCAGGUCUCUGCAGCUCACUGUCAAACAGGAGUGUGAAACCAUACGUAUUGUAAAGGUAGAGACAGUCUGCGAUAAUGAGGAUGAUAGUUUUCCACCAGACAAUAUUUUUGAAGAUCCCUGCGAUUCUCCACUGGAUAGUGUCAAGCCGGAUGAGGAGCAUCCAGUGAGGACAAAACGGAAAUAUGUAAGAAGAAGUACUGUUAAAAGAGAAUCAACAAAGGGUGACCCCAUCAAGUGCAAAGUUUGUAGACGCAAGUAUGCUAAUCGAUCAACACUAGCAAUACACAUGAGGUCACAUACCAAUGAAAAGCCUUUCGAUUGCCCUUCAUGUGUCAAACGGUAUAAAGAUGCUGGUGGUUUGAAACGGCACAUCGAGAGAAACCACAACGGUGACAGGAAGAAGGCUUUCAUCUGUGAACACUGCGGUAAGGGUUUCUACUCCAAAACAGAUUGUAAGAUUCACAAGCGAGUACACACUGGAGAAACACCUUACGCUUGCACCCACUGUCCCGCACAGUUUACCCAAGUGGGAUCCUUGCGCAGGCACAUCCUGACCCACACCGGCGAGAGAUCGCACAUGUGCUCUAAAUGUUCCAAAAAGUUCCCCACUAACCAGCAACUGAGAAAGCAUUACCUAGUCCACACCAAUGACAAAAACUACAAGUGUCCCAUCUGCGACAUGCCCUUCAAGUACAACAAUAACAUGCAGAAGCAUAUAAGACUGCACAUGGAUGGAAUGUUCAAAAAGUUCAUAUGUGACAACUGUGGCCAGAGCUUCAUGACCAAAGGAGGUCUACAAUCCCACAUAAAAAGACUGCAUUCAGCCACAUCUGGAUACUGCAGUCAGUGUUCCAAGCAUUUUUCCAACUUGGAAAUGCACAUGUGGAAGCAUGCAGGCGUGCGCCCCCACAAGUGUGAGCUUUGCCCCAAAAGUUUCUUCGACUUGAGAGGUCUAUCCUACCAUGUCAGCUUCCGGCACAAGUGUGCAGACAAGUUCCAGUGCAUGAUGAACGAUUGCACGGCCAAGUUCCCCGCUCAAGCCAUGUUGGACUAUCAUGUAGCAAGAUACCAUAAAUCAAUUAAACCAUUUUCUUGUGAUAAGUGUCCAAGACGUUUUUAUAGACUAAGUGAUAUGGUGAGACAUAAAAGAGGCACUCACAAAUAACCUUUAAAAUUUAUAGUGUUUAAAGCAUCCCAUGCUGACUCAAUAUGAUUGUAUUCCAUCAUCCACACUAAUGUUAUAAAAAUUAAUAUAAUGCAGUAUUCUUAUUUUUUCACAAGAACCAACCUUGAUGUUAAGUACGAAAAAUAGAUUUCAAUUCAAUAUAAUAUAAAUCAUCUGUAUUCAAUGAUUAUGACAUAAUAUUUUCACAUAGGUAUUUACUACAAUAAUUUAAAGAUUAUUAUCGACUGUUAGCUACAGUAAUAAAAGAUAAACUGUGAAAACAAAGUGAAUAUUAAAUAAGAAAUAAUGUAAGAAUUAAAUAAUUUACUGAGUGAAGUGAAUUUCAUCACACAUUAAAUAAAAAAGUAUCAUUACCUUA
This is a messenger RNA of Maniola jurtina (meadow brown), 2020 nucleotides long. RefSeq names its product gastrula zinc finger protein XlCGF57.1-like. Gene Ontology annotation, biological process: regulation of transcription by RNA polymerase II. The record is from RefSeq and is a predicted model, not a curated record. Gene Ontology annotation, molecular function: DNA-binding transcription factor activity, RNA polymerase II-specific; zinc ion binding; RNA polymerase II cis-regulatory region sequence-specific DNA binding. Bases 253 to 1641 code for a protein of 462 amino acids. The transcript has a single exon. Lineage: Eukaryota; Metazoa; Arthropoda; Insecta; Lepidoptera; Nymphalidae. Gene Ontology annotation, cellular component: nucleus.